GCCACGACUCCAGAGAGUCAGCAGAGAGGCUGAGCCGGCUCAGUAAGCAGAGUCUGUGCCAGGAGGAUUUCAAGUAUAGCGCAGCUCCUAGUCUGUCUCUCAUUGUCUGAUCCUCUCCAUUGUCACUGCAACAUUACCCUUUUCCUCUGCAGAUUUCAUAGGAAAAAGUAAAGAUGGAUUUGUACGAUCCCCAAACUUUAGGUGUCAUGGUAUUUGGUGGCUUCAUGGUUGUAUCAGCUAUUGGGAUCUUCCUGGUAUCAACUUUUUCUAUGAAAGAAACCUCUUAUGAAGAAGCUUUAGCCAAACAGCGAAGGGAACAUGAGAGAAAUCAACCAAAAAUAGACAAGAAGAAGAAAGAUAAAAUCAUAGACAAAAAGGCAAAAUCAAAAAGGAAGGAUGACAAACCCAAUGGAAAAAUCCCUGAACAGGAGUAUCGGAGUAUGAAUGACGAGAAAAAAGAAUCUGAAUCUGAAACGGAGGCAGAAGUAGCACCUACACCUGAGGUUCUUGUGGCUCCUGUAGUAAUUCAAACUCAGGAGAAAACUGCACCAUCACUAAAAGACAAAAAGAAAAAACAAGAAAAGAAAGCUCCAAAGGUUGAACCAUCGCAGGCCCCAGAAGUAGCUGUUUCUAAGUCUGUUGCUCCCCCGCUUUCUGCCUCUAAACCUGGAAAUCUUCUACCUGCUGUUUCCAAGCCUUCAGCUUCCCAACCCAACAAUUCUAAAAAUGCCCAGUCCAACAGUUCCAAGCCUGCUCCCAAUGCACAGCCAAACAAUUCCAAACCUGCCCAACCAAACAAUGCCAAGGCAUCUCCUGCUUCCCAGCCCAGCAAUUCCAAACCUGCUACUGCUUCCCAACCCAACAAUUCUAAAAAUGCCCAGCCCAGCGGUUCCAAGUCCGCUCCCAAUACCCAGCCAAACAAUUCCAAACCUGCCCAGCCAAACAAUGCCAAAGCAUCUCCUGCUUCCCAGCCCAGCAAUUCCAAACCCGCUGCUGCUUCCCAGCCCAGCAAUUCCAAACCUGCUUCUCAGCCCAGCAAUUCCAAACCUGCUUCUCAGCCCAGCAAUUCCAAACCUGCUUCUCAGCCCAGCAAUUCCAAACCUGCUUCUCAACCCAGCAAUUCCAAACCUGCUUCUCAGCCCAGCAGCGCCAAACCCGCUGCCGCUUCUCAGCCCAGCAGCGCCAAACCCGUUGCCGCUUCUCAGCCCAGCAGCGCCAAACCCGCUUCCCAGCCCAGCAACUCCAAAUCGGCUGCAGCUUCCCAGCCCGGCAGCACUAAACCUGCUUCACAGCCCAGCAAUGCCAAGCCUAAUGUUUCUAAAUCUGCAGUAUCAAAGCCUGCAGCAGUUUUGGAAGUGCCUACCAAAGAAGUACCUAUUGUUGCAGUUAACCUUGUUGGUUCAGCAUUGACAAAUUCCCAGCCUCCCAAAAAAGCUGAAGCCCUCACAAACCAUGAUAAUGUCAAACAUGAAACUGCUCCAAAAAAGAAGAAUGCAUCAAAGAAAAAAUCAGAAGCAGUUAAUGAAACAGACAGUGCUAUCUACAUUCCAUACAAGACUCUGGUGUCUACCAUCAGCAGCAUGGUAUUCAGUGAAGGAGAAGCUCAACGGCUGAUUGAAAUACUGACAGAAAAGAACGGCAUCAUCCAGGAUACCUGGCACACGGCUACUCAGAAAGGAGAUCCAGUCACAGCUCUCAAACGGCAGUUGGACGAGAAGGAAAAACUGUUGUCUGCGGAACAGGAAGAUUCUACAGCUGCUAAAAAUAAACUUCGGGAACUGAACAAGGAAUUUGCUACAGAGAAAGUCAAAGCACUUAAUGCCGAGUCAAAACUUAAAGAGCAGGUGGUAUCCCGAGACCAGGAAAUUACUGCAUUGCAAGCCCGCAUGCAAGCUAGCUACAAGGAUCAUGUAAAUGAGAUACAGCAGCUACAAGGAAAGAUUCGAACUCUUAAAGAUGAACUUGAGAAUGGGCCUAAUGCUCAACUCGCUCGUCUUCAGCAAGAAAAUUCUAUUCUUAGAGAUGCACUUAACCAAGCAACAAGCCAAACUGAAAGCAAGCAGAAUGCUGAGCUAGCCAAACUCCGUCAAGAGUGCAGCAAACUGACCAAAGAGCUAAUCGAGAAAUCUGAGUCUCUGCAGCAAGAGGAGCAAAAAAAAAAGAACCUUGAUGUUAAAAUAUCAACUUUUGAAAAGCAAAUUUUCCAGCUACAGACUUCAAAACAGGAAGGUGAAUCUACCCUACAAAAAAGACUUAAUGAAGUUAAUGAAGAGCUACGCAAAUCUCAAACAAAUUACGAAAACCUUCUUACAGAUACAGAAAAAGCAAAAGAAGGACAGAAGAAUCUUCCAGAUCUUCAGACUAAACUGCUUUCCUAUGAAUCUGACAAUCAGAAGAAAUCUGAAGAACUGGACAGACAAAACAAAAAGGUUCAAGAAGUUACAAGUGAAAAUCAACAACUCCUAGAAAGGAUUAAAUCUAUUGAAGCUCUACUGGAGGCAGGGCAAAAUAAGGAAACCGAAGACCAAAAACAGGAAAGUAAAGAAGCUGAAAUUGCACAGUUACAAGCCAGAAUUCAAGAAAAAGAAACACACAUUUCAUCCCUAGAAAAAGAAGCAGUCGCACUAAAGGAAACUAUUGAACAGCAUAAAAAUAAAAAUAAUGAAAGUAAAGAAGCUGAAAUUGCACAGUUACAAGCCAGAAUUCAAGAAAAAGAAACACACAUUUCAUCACUAGAAAAAGAAGCAGUCACACUAAAGGAAACUAUUGAACAGCAUAAAAAUAAAAAUAAUGAAAGUAAAGAAGCUGAAAUUGCACAGUUACAAGCCAGAAUUCAAGAAAAAGAAACACACAUUUCAUCACUAGAAAACGAAGCAGUCACACUAAAGGAAACUAUUGAACAGCAGAAAAAUAAAAAUAAUGAUCUACGGGAGAAAAACUGGCAAGCCAUGGAAGCUUUAGGCCAGGCAGAAAAAACACGUGAAGAAAAGUUAAAUUCUGAGAAGAAAUCAAAGGAAGAGUUGGUGCAGCAGCUCAGUUCAGUUCAAACACAGACGAAAAACACCCUGAUAUCUCUAUUUCCACAAAUCACCGUAGAGUCACAGUCCUACAAUGAGUGGUUGCAAGAAUUCAAACAAAAGUCCUCUGCAGUGCUAAACCAGCAGUCGGAGAAAUCAGAGUCUUCAGACUUGUUGCUUAAACUAAAAGAUUCAGAAGAAGCACAGAACACUUUGCAAGCAGAAUGUGAGCAAUAUAGAACUAUUCUUGCAGAAACGGAGGGAAUGCUCAAAGACCUUCAGAAGAGUGUUGAAGAAGAAGAGCAAGUAUGGAAAGCAAAAUUAACCGCAUCAGAAGAAGAACUUAAACAAUCGCAGAUACAAGUGAAAAGCCUGGAAGAUACUGUGGAAAAAGUAAAAUUGGAUCUCCAUAGCACAGACCAGUUGAAAGAAUGUAUUUCAAUCAUGGAGGCACAGCUGGAGACCCAAAUGAAUACAGCAAGCACAGAAUGCCAGAACUACUCAAAAGAAGUAGAGAUUUUACGACAGCUUUUAUCAGAAACACAGAAUCAUCUGGAAGCCACCACAACAGAAGCACGGAAACAAAGCAAAGAGCUCUCACUGCUCAGGCAACAGCUAAGUGAGAUGCAGAACCAUGUACAUGACCGGGAAGUAGCUGACCAUCAAGCUAACCAAGAGGCUUUUGAAAUGGUACCAUCACAGACAAAUGCUGAAGAACAGCGAACAGAGCAAAACAUUUCAGAAGAGUUAGGAGAGAAAUCAGUGAGCAGUUUGCAAGAAGAAUUAGAUAAGCUUAAAACAUCAGAAGAAGUAACUUCUGGCACUGAGGAAGCCCAGCAGUUAAAGGGAGAAGAAAACGAUGCAAACAGUGGAACAUCUGUUUGAUAAUGGAAAAUAAUUACUUCUACCAAAAUGCCUUAAAACAUUCCUUUCUCAAGAAACAAAUAGUAAUAAUGUUUUAGUGAGCCAAAAAUACUUCAGAAGUUGAAAUAAGCAGUAAUGUAAUGAACAAGUUUUUUUGUUACUCUGAACAAACUACAUUCCAUUAACACUGACUGUGUCAGUAUGCCAAACCUACACAUCUACCUUAUGAGUAACAGAAAUCCUGGAUGAUUUAAAAAGGGAAAGACUGUGUACUUUGUACACGAAUCAGUGCAAUUUCUUUUAUUUUGUUUUUGAAGUGAAAGAUGUCUGAACGAAAACUGGACAGUGAAUAUGAAGUGGAUGGUCUACAUACUGUAACUGGUCUCCAGUAUAAAAUCAUGUAAAUUGUUGGAUGCCUAAAUGCCAUUAAAAUAAUGAUGUAGCCAAA
Bombina bombina (fire-bellied toad) is the source of this 4329-nucleotide messenger RNA. It is a transcript of the gene RRBP1, whose product is annotated as ribosome binding protein 1. The transcript has 27 exons. Gene Ontology annotation, biological process: protein transport. The record is from RefSeq and is a predicted model, not a curated record. Gene Ontology annotation, cellular component: endoplasmic reticulum membrane. The coding region runs from base 174 to 3902 and encodes 1242 amino acids. Lineage: Eukaryota; Metazoa; Chordata; Amphibia; Anura; Bombinatoridae.